Messenger RNA from Heterostelium album PN500, 3369 nucleotides. RefSeq lists its product as uncharacterized. The transcript has 7 exons. The coding region runs from base 1 to 3369 and encodes 1122 amino acids. Gene Ontology annotation, cellular component: cytoplasm. Gene Ontology annotation, biological process: protein phosphorylation. Lineage: Eukaryota; Evosea; Eumycetozoa; Acytosteliales; Acytosteliaceae. Gene Ontology annotation, molecular function: protein serine/threonine kinase activity; ATP binding. The record is from RefSeq and is a predicted model, not a curated record.
AUGGCAUUUAGAGCACCCAAUCAAGAUGCAUAUCAGUUACAAAAGAAUGCAACACGUUCACUAACACAGAACACCGAUCAAGUGACACACUUUAGAAAGCUCGAUCAGCAAGCCGGUGGAUACAAGCGACUUCGUGAGCUGGGAAGUGGUAGUUUCGGAAAGGUCUUCGAAGUCGAGUGUGAAGACUCCAAGGCACGGUAUGCUCUCAAACUUCUGACCGUAGCCGAGUACGAAAAGAAUCCGAGAGCUCUCAAAUACAUUGGAACGGAAUCGAAUAUCUUAAAGACCUUGAAAGACGGUCCACAACAUCCACAUAUAGUUAAUAUUCAUGAUGUUUUAGAUGAUUUAACAUAUGUAUUUGAAUUCUGUAAUAAUGAUUCAUUGCGUAAACACAUUCAAGAGAUAACAAUGGAAUCAAAGAAACCGAUUCCCGAGGAGAAUCUAAAGACCAUAUUCCUGCAAGUUCUCUCUGCACUUCAAUUCCUUCAUGACCGUGAGAAACCAAUUAUCCAUCGUGACUUAAAACCAGCUAAUAUUCUUGUACAUUUCACCAACAAUAGAUAUAUAUUUAAAAUAUCUGAUUUUGGUUUUGCAAAAUCAUCACAGUCUAUCUCUGAAUUCAUGUCUAAUGUAGGAUCAAAGUAUUUCAUGGCACCAGAGAUUGGUUAUAAGAACUAUGAUCUGUCUGUCGAUAUCUAUUCGCUUGGUGUCAUCGUUUAUUACUUGGCGCGUACCAGUAUUGGCAAUCCGGUGAAGCCUACCGACGGAAAGAAUGCAGCGGCUCUACUACAUCCGUUCUCGAAGGACCUCAAGGAUCUAAUUCAAGAGAUGAUGGCAUUCGAACCUGAGAAGCGUAAGUCGAUCAAGGACAUCGUGCAUUCCUCGUGGGUACAGAGCAAGUUGAUCACCGUCAUUCAACCGGGUCUCGAUACCACCACGAUGACCCUGAAAGAUCUCUAUCACAUGCACAACGUUGCCAGACCAAACAACAAAAUACUACUGGUAUCCUACUACGAUAGCGAUCAAAUACAUCCUAUCAUUAAUACAAGUAUUAGACCAUUAUAUACUGUUGAAAAAGUAUAUCUAAUUGAUAAAAUGACAAUGAUGAAUCCAUUCUUAUUCCCACCUAUUGAACAUGUAUCGAAACAUUAUCAAUCCGAUAAGAAUAAGACUGUUUGGUCAAUGCAAAACUAUAUCCAAGAUCUAAGUGAUAUUGGUAAUCAAUUCAAUUUAAUAACUGAAAAGAUGAAUGAUGCAAGAGUUGUACAAAAACAAGCAAAUAAUGUAUUAACAAAGACAGAAGAACAUAUUAAACAUUUUAAACUAUUAUCUGAAUAUUAUAUAAAUCAUAUUAAUCAACCAGCAUUUAAAGAAUGUAUUCAAAAAAUAGAUUCAAAGAACAAUAUUUUGGUUAAUCAGAUCAUUGAAAGUGUAAAGUCAUUGAAGGAUAUCGAUAAAUAUGGUAAUGAUAUCGAUAGUCUACUCAUUGAACGUAUUCCAUUCCUAAAGACAUUCAAUAAUAACAUUAAAGUCGGUAAUGACAACAUAAUCAACUCCAAAAUAAAAUUGGCAAACGCUCAACUAUCAUAUAAUGAAAUGCAAAAGAAUAUAACAUCAGAAUAUCCGGAAGCAUCAAAGUUAUCACAGCAAUUCGAUAAGACUCUUGAGGAUAUGAAACAUAAUCAUAGAAUGAUGGAACAAGCGAGACUAAAGAAUGCAUCGUUUGGUUUCAUCUUUGAUACUAGCUCGAUGAUCAAUGCCUGCAAGGCGUACAUUGAAGAUUGCUACAAGUGGUAUGUCGGCCUGUACAGUCGUCUCAAUGGCAAACUCAUAGCGGUGUCCGACCACUACAACGAGUUGGUAAAGGCGUUGAUCAACGUCGAAUCGAUCGUUCACUACGCCAACAGCUCACAGCAGAACGACGCCGAACUCCUCGACGAAAUCAAGAGUAUCCCGGUCUAUCUGACACACUACAAACGCGAGUUGAAACGAAGGGAAGACCAACUCGUUGCGCACAACCAACUCAAGGCUAGACUUGCGUCGCAGCUGAAUGGUGCAAUCGAGGAGGAGUUGGCACAUCGUGAGAAAUUCAAAAAGUUGACACCACCCAAGCACUUUGUGCCGAUCGAGCUGAUCGAAGGCGACGGACUAGACAAUCCUCUGUCCAGCUACUUGUUGGCCGACAAUGCAGGUGUAGCCAACAUCGGUGCAAUCCGACAGGUGAAACAUUCGUUGGAGGAUCUACUUGGAUUCUCUGCAAUCAGUGAUAGUUUUGCCUUUGGAAGUGAAAUCAAUCAAGUUCAUUUCUAUAACAAUAACAAUAACAAUAACAAUAACAAUAACAAUAGUACUAUGAACAGUGGUGGUGGUGAUGGCGAUGGUGAUGGUGAUGGAUCUAGAACUGUUGUUGGCAAUGGUAAUAGUAACAGUAAUAAUGAAAGUAGUGUAUCUGUUGAUCAAGUUUCUGUUGUCAAUUUGAAACAACAAGCCAAUAAUAAUGGAAGUAAUAACGGUAGCAAUAGAUAUGUUGAUGCCGAUGCAUUUGCCACUGGCUGUGAAGAGGAGCAAGAGUAUGAAUACAUUGGUCUCAAGAAACAAGUUGACCUACUCAAUAACAAGAACCUAUCGAAAGAGAAUGAAAUCAAUCAACUCAAGAAACAACUUGAGGAACUAAAGUUGGAGAAUCAAAAGUUGUUGAAAAACAAUGUGACUGCUGCAACUCCUGCUGCACCAGUAGUUGCUUCUUCAUCGCCACCAUUAUCACCCAACUACAAGGAAGAGUUGGAGGGUUUACAACAACAGAUUGCCGUAGUUAAACAACAAGCGGAACAGACUGCCAGCGAGAAGGAGCGAGAGUUGGCCGAGUUGAGACAACAGCUGGCAAACACCAAGCAAUCGGUGGCCAAUCAGCAGGGACAAGUCGAGGAGUUGGCGCAGUUGAAGAAACAAUUCGAGGAGCAGUUGGCACAAGGCAACCUCGAGAACUCCGAACUCAAAAAGAGUGUGCUUCAAUCGGCGGAAAGAGUGACAGCUCUUCAGCAAGAGUUGGAGUCCAACAGUGACCGACUGACCCGUGAUUUCAACUCGCGUAUGCAGCGAUUCAAGAUUGAAAACUCGAAGCUCAAAGAGCAACAGAGUGCCACCACCGAGAAAAACUCUGAACUCCUCUCAGAGAUUCGUGAGAAAUCCGAAAUCUUCCAGCAACAACUCGACGAAAAAGACAGCAAAGUCGAUAAGAUCGUCAACGACAACCAGAAACUAAUCUCGGAGAUCGAAAACCUCAAAUCGGAAAACAUCAAAUUGAAUGCAAACAUUCAAGAUCUAAAUGCCAUCAUCAAAACUUUAGAAGCUGAUUUAAAACAAAUGUGA